Durusdinium trenchii is the source of this 522-nucleotide messenger RNA. NCBI's taxonomy places the organism in Eukaryota, Dinophyceae, Suessiales, Symbiodiniaceae. The record is from the annotation of a GenBank genome assembly.
AUGCGCUCACUAGGAGCAUCUGAUCCUCUAUUAGAUGAGAUUGGCAGAGCUGGACCUACUUCCAAGAAGAAGUUCCGGAACGUGUCCUGGAACUUCCAUGCCUGGAUCAACCGUACUAAGAAGGUUUUGCCGGUGAAAGUGUCGACUGUGAAACUUCGCGUUCUAGAACGUCGACCGAGAUUGAAACAAGUUGAGAAGAACUUCCCGAUGAUUGGUUUGAAGUCUUGGGCGGAGUACCUUCUGGAACACUCACCCAAGUUUUUGCUGGCAGGGCAUAGCCUGGAGGACCAUGGGUAUGAAGAAACCUUCAGAUUAUUUUGGGAGCGCUAUUUCAAGCUAGAUGGCAACCAUCCGGUGUACCAGAACUUCAACGAAUCUUCGUGGGGGAGCCUUGUGCCAUAUUGCCUACAUGGUGAUGAGGGCCGUGGGAAGGCCAAGCGGCCUGUCCUCAUCACCUCCUACCAAAUGAUCAUCCCCCAGGAAGGAUUGGGCGAGACCAACAUGAAAGGGUACCUUAGCUAA